Messenger RNA from Sander lucioperca (pikeperch), 8039 nucleotides. It is a transcript of the gene itpr3, whose product is annotated as inositol 1,4,5-trisphosphate receptor, type 3. The coding region runs from base 91 to 7971 and encodes 2626 amino acids. Gene Ontology annotation, molecular function: inositol 1,4,5-trisphosphate-gated calcium channel activity; inositol 1,4,5 trisphosphate binding. NCBI's taxonomy places the organism in Eukaryota, Metazoa, Chordata, Actinopteri, Perciformes, Percidae. The transcript has 61 exons. The record is from RefSeq and is a predicted model, not a curated record. Gene Ontology annotation, cellular component: membrane; endoplasmic reticulum. Gene Ontology annotation, biological process: calcium ion transmembrane transport.
GUGGAUGACCGCUGCGUGGUGGAACCGGCUGCUGGAGAUCUGGAGAAUCCUCCCAAAAAGUUCAGAGACUGCCUGUUCAAGGUGUGUCCCAUGAGUCGGUACUCGGCUCAGAAACAGUUCUGGAAAGCCAAACAAGCCAAACACGAGAAGGACAAGAUCGCUGAUGUGGUGCUGCUGCAGAAACUACAGCACGCGUCCAACCUGGAGCAGAAGCAGAACGAGACAGAAAACAAGAAAGUCCACGGAGACGUCGUCAAAUACGGAACCGUCCUGCAGCUGCUCCACAUGAAGAGUAAUAAAUACCUGACGGUGAACAAGCGUCUGCCGGCGCUGCUGGAGAAGAACGCCAUGCGGGUCACUCUGGACGUCACCGGGAACGAAGGAUCCUGGCUCUUCAUCCAGCCCUUCUGGAAGCUACGCGCCAACGGAGACAACGUUGUCGUGGGAGACAAAGUGAUCCUGAACCCGGUGAACGCCGGGCAGCCGCUUCACGCCUCCAACUACGAACUGACCGACCAUCCGGGCUGCAAGGAGGUGAACUCUGUGAACUGCAACACCAGCUGGAAGAUCAACCUGUUCAUGAUGUACAGCGACCACCGAGAGGAGGUGCUCAAAGGAGGCGAGGUGGUGCGUUUGUUUCACGCCGAGCAGGAGAAGUUCCUGACGUGCGACGAGUAUAAGAGCAAACUGCACGUUUUCCUCCGGACCACGCUGAGGCAGUCGGCCACGUCUGCUACCAGCUCCAACGCUCUGUGGGAGGUGGAGGUUGUUCAUCAUGACCCGUGUCGUGGGGGGGCGGGACACUGGAACAGCCUCUACCGCUUCAAACACCUCGCCACUGGCAACUACCUGGCUGCUGAGGAGAACCCGGGCUAUAAAGGAGACGCAGCCGAGCCGGCCGUCUCGAUUGACGGUAGCCGUAGCAACAAGCGCUCCCAUGGCGAGAGGAUCAAGUACAAGUUGGUGGCGGUGGCUCACGGGAACGACAUCUCCUCGCUGUUUGAGCUGGACCCGACCACGCUGCAGAAGACCGACUCCUUCGUCCCCCGGAACUCGUACGUCCGCCUGAGACACCUGUGCACCAACACCUGGAUCCAGAGCACCAACGUCCCCAUCGAUGUGGACGAGGAGAGACCCAUCAGACUCAUGCUGGGGACGUGUCCCACUAAAGAGGACAAGGAGGCGUUCGCCAUCGUCUCCGUCCCCGUCAUGGAGAUCAGAGAUCUGGACUUCGCCAACGACGCCAGCGCCAUGCUGAGCACCGUGGUGGAGCAGUUCAGCCAGGGCUUCAUCAGCCAGAACGACCGCAGGUUUGCCAUCAAGCUGCUGGAGGACGUGGUCUUCUUUGUGGCGGACGUCAUCAACAGCGGCCAGGCGGUCCUGGAUGUUACCAUGACGAAGGCCAACCGAGAGAGACAGAAACUGAUGAGAGAGCAGAACAUCCUCAAACAGAUCUUUGGCAUCCUGAAGGCUCCCUUUAAGGACCGGGGGGGUGGCGAGGGUCCUCUGCUGCGUCUGGAGGAGCUGGCGGACCAGAAGAACUCUCCGUACCAGUAUAUGUUCAGACUCUGCUACAGAGUCCUCCGGCACUCACAGGAGGACUACCGCAAGAACCAGGAGCACAUAGCGAAGCAGUUUGGCGUGAUGCAGAGUCAGAUCGGCUACGACAUCCUGGCCGAGGACACCAUCACCGCCCUGCUGCACAACAACCGCAAACUGCUGGAGAAACACAUCACCAAGAAGGAGGUGGAGACCUUCGUCAGCCUGGUCCGCAAGAACCGAGAGCCCAGGUUUCUGGACUACCUGUCGGACCUGUGUGUGUCGAACAACGUGGCCAUCCCCGUCACUCAGGAGCUCAUCUGUAAAUGUGUGCUGGACCCCAAAAACCAGGACAUCCUCAUCAAGACAGAACGUCGUGUCCCCAAAGAUGCCCCCCCCGGUGGUGUUCAGGGAGAAUACAUCGGGAUGGACGACUACGGAGACGAUGACGAGGUGUGGCUGGUGUGGACAGAUAAGACCAACGAGAGACAGGAGAAAGGUAUCAGACAGCUGGCUCAGGAGGCCAGGCAGGGAAACGCUCACGAUGAAAACGUCAUCACAUACUACAGGUACCAGUUGAAGCUGUUUGCCCGGAUGUGUCUGGACCGCCAGUACCUGGCCAUCGAUGAGAUCUCCAAGCAGCUGGACGUGGAGCUGAUCUUCCUGUGUAUGAUGGACGAGACGCUGCCCUUCGACCUGCGAGCCUCCUUCUGUCGCCUGAUGCUGCACGCGCACGUGGACCGCGACCCGCAGGAGCUGGUCACGCCCGUCAAGUAUGCCCGGCUCUGGACCGAGAUCCCCAACGCCAUCUCCAUCAAAGAUUACGACUCCAACAUGGACGACAGCCGAGACAACAAGAAGAACCGGUUCUCCAACACGAUGGCCUUCAUGGAGGAGUACCUCAACAACGUCCUGCACGACGAGCUGCCCUUCCACAACGCCGAGAAAAACAAGCUCACCUUCGAGGUGGUGAGUUUGGCGCGUCACCUGAUCUACUUCGGCUUCUACAGUUUCUUCGAGCUGCUCCGUCUCACCAGGACUCUGCUCGGCAUCAUCGACUGCCGGCCAAACCCCGGAUACGCCGGGGUCUUAUUCCAGGAGGACGGGUCAGGGAAGAACGUGAAGCGCUCCAUCCACGGGAUGGGACAGAUGAUGUCCACCAUGGUGCUCAACAGGAAGCAGUCCAUCUUCGGAGGUGGGGGGGGCAGUGGGGCGGAGGCGGGGCUUGCUCUGGACGGGCCGAGAGGAAGUAAAGAUAGCAUCGACAAGGUGGACCUGACGGUGAUGGACACCAAGCUGAAGAUACUGGAGAUACUGCAGUUCAUCCUCAACGUGCGUCUGGACUACCGCAUCUCCUUCCUGCUCUCCGUCUUCAAGAAGGAGUUUGUGGACGUUUACCCCAUGGGGGACGCCGACGCUACCACCAACAUGGAGCACGCAGCUGCCAUCAACCUGCAGCACAUCGGGGAGCAGGCCGAGGCCAUGUUUGGAGUCGGGAAGGGGAACAGUAUCCUGGAGAUGGAUGACGAGGGCGGCAGGAUGUUCCUGAGGGUUCUGAUCCACCUCACCAUGCACGACUAUCCUCCGCUGGUGUCUGGAGCUCUGCAGCUGCUCUUCAGACACUUCAGCCAGAGACAGGAAGUACUGCACACCUUCAAACAGGUCCAGCUGCUGAUCUCGUCUCAGGAUGUGGAGAACUACAAACUGAUCAAAGCCGACCUGGAUCGUCUCCGCACGCUGGUGGAGAAGUCUGAGCUGUGGGUGGAGAAGAAGAGCUCGGGGGGGGGAGACGGCAUGAAGGAGAAAGGAGAGGGGGCAUCGAAGGACGCAACGCCCAAGAAGGAGAAGGAGAAAGACAACGAGAACUACCAGAAAGUCAAAGAGAUCCUGGAGAGGUUGAAUAAAAUGUGCAGCAGCGGCGUUUGGAAGAAGCAGCAGAGGUUGUUGAAGAACAUGGGUGCUCAUAAAGUGAUGCUGGACCUGCUGCAGGUGUCCUACGACCAGCAUGAUGUGAAGAUGCAGGAGAUCAUCCGGUACACUCACCUGUUCCUCCAGAAGUUCUGUACGGGGAACCAGGAGAACCAGACUCUGCUGCACAAGAACCUGACCCUCUUCCUCAACCCUGGGCUGCAGGAGGCGGAGACGGUGCAGCACAUCUUCUGUAACAACUACCAGCUGUGCAGCGAGAUCUCGGAGAGCGUCCUGCAGCACUUCAUCCACUGCCUGGCCACGCACGGACGCCACGUCCAGUACCUCAACUUCCUGCACACCAUCAUUAAGGCCGAGGGCAAGUACGUCAAGAAGUGCCAGGACAUGAUCAUGACCGAGCUAACCAACGCAGGCGAGGACGUGGUCGUCUUUUACAACGACAAGACUUCCUUCAACGUGAUGCUGGAGCUGAUGGCGGAGAGCAGGGAGGGGGUCAAAGAGAGCAGCCCGCUCAGGUAUCACAUCUCUCUGGUGGAGCUGCUGGCAGCCUGCGCUGAGGGGAAGAACGUUUACACCGAGAUCAAAUGUACCUCGCUGCUGCCGCUGGAGGACGUGGUCCGAGUGGUGACACACGAGGACUGCAUCACCGAGGUGAAGGUGGCCUAUGUGAACUUUGUGAAUCACUGCUACGUGGACACCGAGGUGGAGAUGAAGGAAAUCUACACGUCCAAUCACAUCUGGAAGCUGUUUGAGGACUUCACAGUGGACAUGGCCAGGGUGUGUAACAAGCGAGAGAAGCGUCUGUCUGACCCCAUCCUGGAGAAAUACAUCAUCAACGUGGUGUUCGACACCAUCCACGCCUUCUUCAGCUCGCCGUUCUCUGAGAACAGCACGUCGCUGCAGACUCAUCACACCAUCAUGACUCAGCUGCUGCAGUCGUCUGUCCGUCUGCUGGACUGUCCCUGGCUGCAGCAGCAGCACCGAGGACAGGUGGAGACCUGCAUCAGGACCCUCGCCAUGACCGCUAAGAGUCGGUCCAUCCCUCUCCCUCUGGACCUGGAGGCUCAGAUCGGCACCAUGUUGUCCACGUCCUCUCUCAACUCUCUGUCCCGGUCCAACCCAAACUACAAGUCCCUGUCCCGCUCCUCCAGAACCAUCGCUCCCAGCAACCCCUGGGACUACAAGAACAUCAUAGAGAAACUGCAGGACAUCAUCACCACCCUGGAGGAGCGUCUGAAGCCUCUGGUGAACGCUGAGCUGUCCGUGCUGGUGGACGUGCUGCAUCAGCCUGAGCUGCUGUUCCUGGAGGGCUCGGACACGCGGCAGCGCUGCGAGUCUGGAGGGUUCAUCUCCAAGCUGAUCCAGCACACCAAAGCGCUGAUGUGUUCCGAGGAGAAGUUGUGUAUCAAAGUGCUGAAAACUCUGCAGGAGAUGCUGAUCAGGACUCUGGACUUUGAUGAAAAGCUAUGCAGCGUUCUCAGCAGCCUGGAGGGAACGCAGCAGGGGAUCUCUCUGCGGAAGGUUUUGCUGCAGAACUACCUGUUCCCGGUGAAGAAAGCCAGCGUGAAGAACGACCUGGCCGAGCUCGGAGCUGCAGGCGCGGAGCAGGAGCGCGACUGGACGGCCGUGGCGGCGGUUCAGUGCCGUCUGGACCGAGAGGGAGGAACCAAACUGUUCACCGAUCUGGUGAUGAGCAGCAAGAACGACAAGAUCUUCCAGGAGAGCAUCCAGCUGGCCAUCUGCCUCCUGGAGGGGGGCAACACAGAGAUACAGAACUCCUUCUACAAACUGAUGAUGGGCGACAACAAGUCGGAGAAGUUCUUCAAGGUUCUUCACGACCGGAUGAAAGAGGCUCAGACGGACAUCAAAGCCACGGUGUCGGUCAACGUCGGCGAGAUGACACACAGAGCCAGCGAGAAGGAGCUGGACCACGGCGGCUCUGCAGCGUUAAUACUUCCUGGUAGCGGGGGUCUGCCGAUGCUGGUCCCGGGCCCGUCCAUCGCCCCGGUAACGGUGCAGCCAGCGGCGGCCGAGCAGCGGGAGGUGGAGGCGGAGAUGGGCCCAGCCGUGAUCAUCAUGAAGCCCAUCCUCCGCUUCCUGCAGCUGCUCUGUGAGAACCACAACCAGGACCUACAGAACUUCCUGCGCUGUCAGAACAACAAGACCAACUACAACUUGGUAUGUGAGACUCUUCAGUUCCUGGACAUCAUGUGUGGGAGCACCACCGGGGGCCUGGGCCUGCUGGGCCUCUACAUCAACGAAUCAAACGUCCACCUGAUCACGCAGACGCUGGAGACGCUCACCGAGUACUGCCAGGGCCCCUGCCAGGAGAACCAGACGUGCAUCGUGACCCACGAGUCCAACGGCAUCGACAUCAUCACAGCCCUGAUCCUGAAUGACAUCAGUCCUCUGUGUCGCUACCAGAUGGAGAUGGUGCUCCAGCUGAAGGACAACGCCUCCAAGCUGCUAUUGGCUCUGAUGGAGAGUCGCCAUGACAGCGAGAACGCCGAGAGGAUCCUGUUCAACCUGCGACCCCGAGAACUGGUGGAAGUGAUAAAGAAGGCCUACCAGCAGGAGAGUGAGUGUGAGGGCGUGGAGGUUUCUCCCCGGGAGGUGGGACACAACAUCUACAUCCUGGCUCAGCAGCUGGCCCGACACAACAAAGUCCUGCAGAACCUCCUGAAGCCUCAGAAGAACAGCAAAGAGGGGGAGGAGGGGAUCUCCUCCAUGUUGAACCUGAACAACCGGCCUCUGUCCCAGAUGUUGAAGUCCUCAGCUCCAGCUGUUGUGAUGGAACAGGACCCGCUGGAGUACUACGAGCAGCUCACCUCCCAGAUAGAGAUCGUGCGUGACGACCGCAGCAUGGAGCAGAUUGUGUUUCCUGUCCAUCCCAUCUGUGAGUUCCUGACCGAAGAGUCCAAGAGCCGCGUGUUCAAUACCACGGAGCAGGACGAGCAGGGGUCAAAGGUCACGCACUUCUUCGAACAAACCUCCUUCCUGCACGGAGAGAUGGAGUGGCAGAAGAAGCUACGAAGUAUGCCUGUGUUGUUCUGGUUCUCCAGGAGGAUGUCUCUGUGGGGAACUAUCUCCUUCAACCUCGCUGUCUUCAUCAACCUCAUCAUCGCCUUCUUCUACCCGUACGCCUCCGGACAAGUGGGAGCGAUUGAUGACAACCUGUUGCUGAUGUUGUUCUGGAUCCUGACGGGUCUCUCGGUGCUCGGCCUGUUCUCUCAGCGCUACGGGCUGCAGCCGCUCACCAUCGCUCUGAUCCUACGCUCCAUCUACCACCUGGGCAUCGGCAACACGCUCAUCCUGCUCGGAUCACUCAACCUGAUCAAUAAGGUGGUGUUUGUAGUGAGUUUUGUGGGCAACAACGGGACGUUCAUUAUGGGAUACAAAGCCAUGGUGAUGGAUGUGGAGUUCCUGUACCACCUGGCCUACGUCCUGACCUCCACGCUGGGACUCUUCGUGCAUGAGCUCUUCUACAGCAUCCUGCUCUUUGACCUGAUCUACCGCGAGGAGACUCUGUUUAACGUGAUAAAGAGCGUGACUCGUAACGGGCGCUCCAUCCUGCUGACGGCGCUGCUCGCUCUCAUCCUCGUCUACCUCUUCUCCAUCGUCGGCUUCCUCUGCCUGAAGGAGGACUUCAUCAUGGAGGUCGACCCGCUCGCACAGAUCGCCGCAGCUCCUCAGCAGAGUGAAGCCUCUCAGGAUUUCCUCAAGUCGUGUUCAGCAGACGGAGUCAGCUGCACCGCCGAGAACAGCGCCGCCGAGGACCAAGACGAGGCGACCUCGGAGCGAGCGUGCGACACGCUGCUGAUGUGCAUCGUCACCGUGCUGAACCACGGCCUGAGGAACGGAGGAGGGGUCGGGGACGUUCUGCGCAAACCUUCCAAGAACGAGCCCUUGUUUGCGGCCCGUGUGGUGUACGACCUUCUCUUCUACUUCAUCGUCAUCAUCAUCGUUCUGAACCUGAUCUUCGGCGUCAUCAUCGACACGUUCGCUGACCUGAGGAGCGAGAAGCAGAAGAAGGAGGAGAUCCUGAAGACCACGUGCUUCAUCUGCGGUCUGGAGCGAGACAAGUUUGACAACAAGACGGUGUCCUUCGAAGAGCACAUCAAAAUGGAGCACAACAUCUGGAACUACCUGUACUUCAUCGUCCUGGUCCGCGAGAAGAACAAGACGGACUACACCGGCCCGGAGAGCUACGUAGCACACAUGAUCAAAAACAACAACCUGGACUGGUUUCCCCGGAUGCAGGCGAUGUCUCUGGUGGUGACGGACAGCGACGGCGAGCAGAACGAGAUGAGGAUGUUACAGGACAAACUGGCCAUGACCAUGAAGGUGGUGCUGACGCUGACCACGCAGCUGACCGAGCUCAAAGAGCAGAUGACCGAGCAGAGGAAGAGGAGACAGAGGAUGGGAUUUGACGUCCAAUCAGGAGCCAGCCAAUCGCUGCCUCCAAGCGCCGCGGGAGGAAACCACCAGAUGUACAAAACAUGAAGACGCACUGCUGAAGACCAAACACACACACACACACACACACACACACACACACACACACACACACA